This is a messenger RNA of Cheilinus undulatus (humphead wrasse), 4012 nucleotides long. It is a transcript of the gene exoc3l4, whose product is annotated as exocyst complex component 3-like 4. The transcript has 14 exons. Gene Ontology annotation, molecular function: SNARE binding. Gene Ontology annotation, biological process: exocyst localization; exocytosis. The record is from RefSeq and is a predicted model, not a curated record. Gene Ontology annotation, cellular component: exocyst. Bases 252 to 2669 code for a protein of 805 amino acids. NCBI's taxonomy places the organism in Eukaryota, Metazoa, Chordata, Actinopteri, Labriformes, Labridae.
GGAGCUUGGACUUUUCCUCCUGCAAGCUCAGGACAGCCUUACUGGACAUUACCAACCAAGCAAACAUUAAUCCUAUUAUUCUUCUCAGGCUCAGAACUUGGCUCUAGCUUCUUAAAUUCCCCUUCACUUGCUCAGGUAGAGAAAGUAAAAGCAUGUAAAGAGGAGGCGAUAAAACGACGGAAAGAAGGAAGGAGAGCUGGCAGAGGACUCUGUACCUGAGCUGUGCAGCUGGUGUUUUUUAACUGGAUGAGAUGUCAGAAAUGAUGGAGAAACCGGCAGAAAACCCAGAAGAGGACAGAGCGUCCCUAAAGAGCAACGGGAAUACGCCGAGGGACGGAGUUGUGAAGGAGACGCUAGGUGUGCUUAAGACGUUCAGGAGGAGCAUACGGAAAGCGGCAGAGAAAAGUCCACUAGGGUCGAAGCUCGCACCAAAAACAGACACGGAUGAUAGUGAGUCGGGGUCACCGCCACCGCUGUCACCCAGUCUGAGCACCGGCUCUCCUGUGACCUCUCCUCUGAUCUCUCCUCUGAAGAGCAUAGGGGGCUUUUUCCAGAAAAAAGAGGACGAAGAGGGUGACAAUAUUUCUCUGAAAAGCAAAGGCCUGUCCCGCUCCAAAACAGAUCCAAACAUGACCAAAUUGGGCGACUCUCUCAUCAAAACAGGAGCGUCGAUCCGCAGGAGCCUAAGGAUAGGCUCUAAGAAGGACAAAGACAAAGCCUGCAGACAGGAGUUGCUGGGCCCUGCUACUAAAGGCACAGUGGAGGAAAAGAUGGAGGAAAAAGAGGAGGAGGAGGAGGAGGAAGGGUGUGAAGAAAUGGAGGAGACCUAUACACUACAAGAGUUACCACACACACCACUGUCAGUGAUGCAGAUCAGUAAGCUGAUAGAGAUGGAGGUGUUGGAGGAGGCUCACCUGAACCUGCUCGCUCUGCGGCUGGAGUUCCAUAAGGAGGAGGAACGCUGCAGCGAGGACUCCCCCAUGGAGCUGGCCAAGAAAGAGAAAGACCUGAACCUGCUCUACGCAGACUUGAGGAAUAAGAUGAACACCAUUGUGCGUGACUCCAACUCCCUCCCCUCCAGAAACAAAGAACUGCUGGUUUUUGUGGCCAGGAUCAUCCAAGAAGAGGAGCGGAGAGCCGAGGAACCCGGCGGGCUACCGGACAGCUGGAUGGAGGCCUGGAGAGAGGCGGUGUGCGAGGGCGUGCAGGUGAAGGUGGAUAAUGUUCACCUGGAGCAGCGGGAGCAGAACGUCUCCUGGUUGGCGCUUCACCUGGGUCUGCUGGGAAAGGCCAUCGUGGAUGAUUUGGAGAACGUGAAGAAGCAGCUGAGGUGGUCGUACCCGCCCAGCUUUAAAGUUUUCAGCACCUAUGUGGAGAGUUACCACCGGGUCGUCGGGCAGCAUCUGAAGAAGCUGGAGCAGCAGACGACGGAGCAGAAGGAUCUGUACGCCCUGCUGGAAUGGAUCAUCAACCGCUAUAAAAGCGAGAAGGUCAUGGGAAGUCUCUCCCUGCAGCCUGACAUGAAGGAUGAGAGCACGGAUCUGCAGCUGGAGGAAGACUUCCUAAAGCAUCUAAAAGAAAAAUACUGCUGCAGAGUGAAGGAGGACAUGAGAUCUUCACUGGAGCGACUCAUUGACCUGGAGCAUGAAGAAGUUUGGAGCAACAGAAAAAAUCCAAAAAAGGAGGAGUACUAUCUCAACUCUCAGAUUGACAUGGACAUCUGGAUGAAAGUGAAAGGAAAUGUUGUGCACUCCAGAGUGAUUGAUGCUCAGCUGGAAAAGAAAGUGAUCUCCGCCUGCCUUGAAGAGUUAAAACAGUUUCCUAAGAGGUUUGAAACUGAGUUCGGACGUCACUGCAGCACUCUCAGACCGCAGCCUCUUUGGACUGAGUAUCAGAUAACCUACAUCAACAGCUUCACAGCUUUACAGCAGCACAUGGAGGGUUACCAGGCUGCCUGUCCGCAGGAGGUUGAAGGGUUCAAAAGAGAAGUGAAGUGGCUGAUUGUCAAGCUCACACAGGACCUGGAGGACCAGUUCAAAGAGGAUGUCAAGCCCUAUCUGAGAAGAAUGAUGACCAGGAAGUGGCUCACCAAUGACGAGGACUUUAAAGAGCUUUACAGUCGGACAUAUCAACUCUCUAAGCACUGCACUCUCAUGAAGCCUCCACAUGUCCAGGAGUUUGCAAAUCGAUUGCACUUCCACGUGGUGAAGGAGUACAUCGGCCAGCUGAUGAAGACCAAUUACUCCUGCAAGAACCGCAAACACGAGAGGGCAGCAACAAAGAUCCGAGCGCAGUGGGAAAAACUCAAAGAUCUGUUUGAAGACAUGCAGUCAACUCAUGAAUGGCUCCACGACGUAGGAGAUGAUCUGAGCAACAUCCUCAUGCAGAAAAACAAGUCAGACAUUAAGAACCACCUGCAGCCUUUAGUGGAGCACUAUCCAGACUUCAGUAAGAAGCACCUGGUGGCUGUUCUGUAUUUCAGAGGCAUGAUGAGAGGCCGAGAGCACCAGCUGAUCUUGCAGAGAUUCUCAGAGCUGAAGAAGAAAGUGGACAGCCCUGCAUGCAACAAGGACAGGGUUUUAUUCAGUGACAUGCAGGUCACUGUAAACACAGACUGUCUGUCUAAUCUGCCUUUCUCCUGCCUCAACUUCCUGCUGCCUGUCAACUAGAGCAACGAGCUGAGAAGAACUUUUCAAGCUCAAGAUUAAACUCACUGUUUGUCUCUGGUGGUUUGACACAAUUCAACUGACUCGCAGACAUCUAAACUUUAUUUAUCUUUACUUUUGCACUGGAGCUGCAAAGCUUAGUCGACUCAUUGCAAGGCGGAUAAAACUAAACAACACACUAUUUUAGCAUCAGCUGAUGAUUGUAGACAUUUUUAUGAGUAAAAAGCAACAAAAAACAAGCUCUAGCUUCUUGAGCAAGAGUUUGCUGUUGUUCAUGAAGUAAAUGCAGUCUCUUGGGGCUUUAGAGUUUGGUUUGGGAUAACACUAGAGCUUUGAAAAUGUCCACAGGUGCUUGUGUUUAAACCUGGUACGAGUCAUUUUGACAUUUAGGUUUAAGGAUUAUCCAGGUGCUAUUCAAAAUACCUUGCUAACAGCAAUAACUCUCAUGUAAAGUCUCCAAACCAACAACAGGGCUCGUAAAAACCAUUUGAACGAACCAAUGGACUUUUAAUAGCCUCAAAAAUGAAUUGAAGCUUUUAUCUCUUUCUCUCACUAUGACAACCUGUAACAUACUGGAUGGAGAUCGGUUAUCAAGCAAGACAAGGAGUUUUCUCAUAGGUAAGCAUAUGGUGUCAGUGUGGGGUCUUCUCUUAGGAUAUAAUGACCAAAACAUUUGUAUAUGUAAAUAUAGAGAUAUAACAGCUUAUCUUUUAAAUAGAGUUUAAAUUAUGUUGAUAUUGGCUUGUGUAAAACAGUUUUAGUUUAGUUUGUUGUCUUAAAGAUGCAUGAACUUGUUCCUCUUCUUUCAAAGCUUGAGUGUGUUGAUUUUGGCGCCCCCUGUGGACAAAAGUGGUACAAUUUCUUCUAAACUAAUAAUGACCUGUUCAUGAUUAAAGAGUAGCUAAUGACUCAGGCCACUUUUUCAGAUGAAAACCUAUAUGUACGAUAUUUACUGGUACUGUUGAUCAGUUGGGGUCAAAUCUUGACAUUUUAGCAUGAAAUAUUUAAAUUGUAUACUUUUUGUUUAAAAUAUGUACAGCAUCUGCUCUCUGCAGGUUGAAACCGUCUACUGUCACUGAAUAUUUCUGAUAAAUGUCUCCUGGCUGAUCUCAUGCUUGGUGAUGUAUGUGGUGCCAACUUUUGUCACCACAGAGUUAACAGCUCCACUAAUCAGAGAUCUCUCUUUGACAUUGUUGGGUUGUGGGUAAUGUGGCGCUGUUGCCUGAGAUUGUGAAUAAACUGUAUUUCUUAAAAGAAGUUAGAUAAUAUACUUGCUUGUGUCUUCUGCAUUGUCAUCUGUCUUCAUUUCCCCAUUUAAACCGUCAUUUUGUGGAAAAAUGACCUCA